GGCCGCCGAGAGCGCAGCGCGCAGGCGCCGGAGCUGAGGCGUGGCGAGGCGAGGCGAGCGGAGCGGAGCGCGGUGGAGGAGUACGAGCCGGGUCGGUUCCACCUCCCCCCGCCAACCGCCGCCGGGCGCCAUGCAGGUGCUUCGGGCCCUCCUGACCUUUGCCGUGGUGGCAGCCGGCCGGAGCGAGGCCUCCCGCGGGGAGCAGCCGCCCGCAGUGCCUUCACCAACAGGGAUCCAAGUAACAUCGGAAAAUUUCAAAACUACCUUGCAUUGGCAGUAUCCAUCUACGUCUGAAACUCCUCACUUUAUUGUGGAAAUCAAACCUUACAAUCUGGGUUCCUAUAAGAUCGUCUCAACUUGUGUGAACAUUUCGGCUCAUUUUUGUGAUGUCUCAAGGGAAAUAGAUGAUCCUUUUGCCUCUCACUGGCUUCGAGUUAAAGCUGUUGUUGGGUCACAACAGUCUGACUAUGUUGAGACAGAUGAGUUUAUUUUGCAAAAGCGUGGAAAAAUAGGACCACCAAAACUAAAUCUCUCAAGGCACGGUGAUAAAAUCAUGGUUGAUGUUUACCAUCCUGCAUUCCCAUCUGUGGAGCUUCUUCCUUGGAUGGAAGAAACUUACUUACAGCUCAAGUACAUGGUGACUUUUUGGGAUAAGAAAAAUCAGAGUAAGGAAGUGUUCCCUGGAGAUAACUGUACGAUGUAUAAAUGUAGCCUCAACAUCCCAAUUACUGCUCCAGGUUCCACUUACUGUGUUUCAGCAAAGGGAAGUUUCUAUGACGAUCUGAUGUUUGGCGCCCCAUCAGAAGAAAACUGCAUUUAUGUUCCUCUCAAGCAGACAUUGAGCACACAAUAUAUCUUCAUUCCAUGUGUUGUUGUUAUUCUGAGCCUGAGUAUAAUGUUGACAGUAUGUUGUGGCUGCAAGAAACUAAGGAAGAAGAACAUAAAGCUGCCUAAGUCUUUGGUCAGUGUGAUAAGAAACCUGAACACAGACAGCAUUCUAGAAUCAAAAUCGGAGCCAAAAUACGUAUCUGUAAUAAGCUUUGUGCCAGGCCAGUCAGCAUCGCCAGUGAAUAAUGAUGAAGUAACCUCACUGGAGGUGGAGCCACAAGAAGAAGCUGUUAGUUGUGAGAAUUCCAGUGAAGGAGCAUCUUCUGUUCCUCCCCCAGAGGCACCAGCCAAAGCAGAAGAGGUGUCUGUGCAGGAAAGCACAGAAGAGGUGUCUUCUGAUGACGAACAGAAUAGCAAAGUAAAGGACAGUUAUUUCAUUUCUGACCACAGCCAAAUGGAUAUAUGCAUUAAUUCUUCAGGUCCAGAGGUUUCUGACACAGAAAUACAACAAACAGUCAUUCCAAGCAGCAGCCUCAAGUUUUCUGGCUAUGACAAGCCUCAUGUUCCAUUAGAUAUGUUGAUAGAUGUUGGUGAAGAACAGCCUGUGAUUGCUUACAGACCAACUGACUAACAAGGAUAGCUGAAGUGUUUAAGCAGAACUCAGGAAGAACAGCAUUACUGAAGACUUUGGAAAGUCUGGGUUAUAUUAUGAACAUCUACAAGUUGUACUUGUUCUGAUCCAACCAGAGUAACCAGUACACAACUUAGUACAGUGGGAUCCUGAAAUGGGACUGAAAGUAGUGCUGAGAACAGCAUAAAAAGUGGGGGGAAAUUUCAUAAUAACUACUUUUAGACGUGUUUGUGUAUAUGACAUAAAUCACGAUUUCCUAUUUGAAAUAGCCCUCUGCUUUUUUAACAGUAGUCUAUGGAGAACAGACUUCAUGAAGGAGUUUAAAACAGCAGCUAUGUCAUUAUUCCCUUCUAUGUCAAAUCUUUUUCAAAAUCAAUUUGAUGAACAUUAUGCUUACGAAGUCCUUCACUCGGUUACAGUAGAGACGUGCAAGAAAUAUUUGAGAGUUUUUGCCUUUAUUGGAGGUGUUCUCCUGCUUGCUUUUUUUUUCCUUCUUUAAGAGUAUUUUUGUAUUAAAUGAAAUGCUACUAUUUCUUUCAGGUAGGAAUAUGCCUAUAACCUUUUCCUGUAUAUCUUAAGAAUUUGGUUUCAUGGCCAAAACACAGUUAUUUAUAGUCUUCUCUGCAACUAGAAGUAUGUACUUACUUUAUACAUUUCAGUGAGUAUGUGAUAGACUUUUUCCUUUGUAACAUAAGUCUUGUGACUAAAGAAGCUGUUUCUAAAAGUGCUGUUAUUUGUGUAUAGCUGCAUACAUUUGGAUCACCUGGAUACAUUGUGUAACCAUGUCACAUUCUGGAUAAUUCCUGUAUUAGCAUGCUGGCUGAUCAUCAUUGGAAGAAAAGUGUAUAUUGGGUGGUUGCACAAAUUCUUCAGAAAAUCUUUUCAAAAUUCAAAAGCCUGUUUUCCUCCAGAGAAUUUUUAUGCUAAUUCUUAGAACAGUGUGAUAUUUUUUUUUUAAUAGAACUAUACAUGUUAUCUUCCUCUAAAAAUAUAUUUCAAGACAAUAGAAAAGUAGUGUGGUAAGUUGUGGUUCGGAACUUACUGUCACCUGACAGGCCUCUGAAUUUUGUAGCAUGAGACUGUAGUUUUGAAAACCAAAGGGUAAGGAUUUUAUUUUUUUUAUAUUUAAAAACUUCUGAGUCUAAUGCCUGCAAUCCAGUUAUUUCCCUUUAGCCAAGUCUUCAUCGGUAUUUCCUGUUUGUGGGAAAUGCUUACAAUAAUUCUUAAUGAAGCUUAGUUCAGGGAAAAAAAGUAUGUUUUACAGACACAAGGUGGUGCAUUUAUACAAAAUUGUGUCUUUGUUUUAAAAGAUAUUUUCUGUAGGAUUAUCAGAAAUGUUUGCAUAUUAUAGAAGGUGAUUUAAAGGAAAAGUAAUAUCAUAGUACUUCUGUCCUUACAUUUCUCAGUGGCAUGAGUAUUCCUAAGAUAAAGUUUGUUUAUACAGCAGUUUCUGGACUGUUUCCAUUCCUGCAGAUAUCAGACGUUAACCACAGCGGUACAUACUCAAUUCCCAAUGAUUUAAACACAAUAGCUAUUUUUCUAUUCUCUACUCAUGGGAAGAUAACAGAUCUGUUAGCAGGGUUUUGAUAACUUUAGGAAAAGCCAAAUCAAACAGGUGAAUUUUGUAGUUAUGGUGUCCUAGCCCAACUAGAAGGAUUUCAGUAUGCAUUAGCUGGCUUUGAUUCAAGUCUGCAUUAUGUUCAAAUGUAGGGAGACCCCCUGGUAACUUCUUCAAUGUCACGUUCUGGGUUGAGUUCCUAGAAGGCAAUGCUGGUGACUAACUGCUUAGCAUCCACUGGUGUGUAGAUAUCAGCUUUGCAGAAGUGCAGAAAAUAACUCUCUUGGCGGGGGGGUAGUUACAUAGCAUAGAAAGACACGCUUACUCUGUAAGCUGAAAAUCAGGCGCAGGAGUUUGAGUGCUUUGUGCUAUACAGCAUACCUAGAUAUAGAUAUAUAUGUGCACACAACUGACCUCUUCUUGUAACUAUCGCGGAGUUAUAUGUGUUAGGGAUUUAUUUGUGAAAAAUUCAGAAGUGUAACUACAAAAGCUACUGAAUUAUCACCAUCCUUGCAGGUAUGUCCUCUGUGCGCUGUGUACUUAACAAGUAUCCAGUACCAUGGGGAUAGUUUAGGUGUUUAAAUUGGUCAGGCCAACUUGCAGGUUUUAUAACUGUGAAGUAAAGAAGUUUAAAGGUGCGCAAAGUACCAGUUUCUCUUAGUAGCUGUGACUAGCUGAAAACAUGAGACCACAUUGAGACGAGAAUGUGUUCCCUGGGUCAUUAAGCUCUAUUUCCCCCAGUCUUGAUUCUAGCAGUUGCUAGCGGUGGUGUUAGGAGAGAGCCUAAAAACAGGGCAAGUUCACGAUGACAUUUCUGCUAGGAUACAGUUCAGCAGCCUGCAGUGUGAGGACUUCUUGGGACAGGGAACGUGGAAAUGCCUUACCAGUUAUGGCUAAUUAGCCUUGCUUUUGCACUACUCUAAUACCAAAUAUCUGAGCCAUGUGGUUGGGGAGGUGUCAGGUAGUAUUUAUCCAUGCAUUUUCACUUAACUACUAAAUUAGUUUAAAUUAAUAAAUUUUUAUUCUUGUGAUGAAGAAGUAGUUUGUUCAAGCUUCUGGAUAUUCAUGCAUAGCACCUUGACACAGGAUAUCAGUGCCUAACAUUUACACGUUCAACAUCAUUUCAUAUUUGUGCCUUUUACAGAUGUAUCAGGUAUCCAAUAUGACAUACACAGAAGGUUUCACUACUUCGAGCUGUUUCAGGUGACUUUACUUUGUCACCACCACUCACAUUCCUCCCUUCCUGUCUCCUAAAAGGUGAUUUGGGAGAUGAUGGAAUACGAGACUCCAAAACAUUGUAUCCUGUGUAUGAGAAAUUGCAUCACAAAACUUUGGCCUAAUACCUGACAACUUUUCUAAGUUCUUUAGUUCUUGAUUUUUGGAUGGACAUUGUAACUUUUUAUUAUCAGAUCAGCAAUUAAGAAUGAAGUUUUGUGGUAAUACUGCACGCUGGCACAGAAGCACCGGAUGUUCUGCUUUUAUGUUUUUUCCACAUAAAUCAAUAAUGUAGUUUAAAAAACUAACUCUUGUCAAAUCUACUGCCAUCUGUAGAAAUAAGACAUCUUGUAGCGUCCUAGUUGCUUAGAACAGAUGUGCGUAUUUGUAUGUAGUCCUUCACUAGUUAAGAUUGCAGGAAGAGAAACUUGCAUGAGAAGAGCUGUUUUUCUCGAGGCUAGAAAUAACCAGUUGCUCUGAAGUGGUGCCAUGUAAACAGUUUAGUAUUAAUAAAGAAGAGUUGUUGUACUUGGUUCAAUUAAUAGUUUCAGCAUGUCUAAAAACAAACAACCCCACAAAACAACAAACCAAACACAAAGCAACUUUCAUCUUAUAAAAUAAGUGAGCUGCAUAGAUUUCUUUAGUGUGGUUUUAAAAAAAACAGUCCUUUAACUAUGAAGCCCUUGGUUAUUAAUACAAUUUCUAUAUUCUCCAAAUGGAUGCGAUCAUUGGGCUAGGUUGGACCUCCAGGGGUCUACGGUUCAUUCUUCUCCCCAGAACUGCAUCACUCCUCCUGCGUGUUUGUCUAAAGACUCCACAACCCCAUCAGGCAAUUUAUUCUAAGAGUUCUUUACCCCUAGAAAGUAUUUUAUAAUGCGAGUCCUCCUGGCUUUAGAAACGUAAUUAUCCAUAAUGGGCCUGCUGAACAUACUUUGGUUCUUGUCUGAAAUUUGUAACUAAAUGACUUGUAAAUAUUGUAAAUUCUAAAUGUUUUUACGUUGAAUUAAAAAAAAUCUCAAAGACAAAA
This is a messenger RNA of Chroicocephalus ridibundus (black-headed gull), 5259 nucleotides long. It is a transcript of the gene IFNGR1, whose product is annotated as interferon gamma receptor 1. The record is from RefSeq and is a predicted model, not a curated record. Gene Ontology annotation, cellular component: plasma membrane. Bases 131 to 1459 code for a protein of 442 amino acids. The transcript has 7 exons. Gene Ontology annotation, biological process: cytokine-mediated signaling pathway. Lineage: Eukaryota; Metazoa; Chordata; Aves; Charadriiformes; Laridae. Gene Ontology annotation, molecular function: cytokine receptor activity; cytokine binding.